Molecule: messenger RNA, 3441 nt
Organism: Punctularia strigosozonata HHB-11173 SS5
Lineage: Eukaryota; Fungi; Basidiomycota; Agaricomycetes; Corticiales; Punctulariaceae
Product: small nuclear ribonucleoprotein
Exons: 6
Coding region: 1-3441 (1146 amino acids)
Biological process (GO): spliceosomal complex assembly
Cellular component (GO): catalytic step 2 spliceosome; U2-type prespliceosome; U12-type spliceosomal complex
Molecular function (GO): mRNA binding
Source: RefSeq, a predicted model, not a curated record
AUGUCUCAAUCCGAGGGUCGUCUACUUGACAGCUUUACGGCGCCGAAGGAGGUGCUGGAGGAGAUGGAGGCCUUGGUCGAGGAGGAAGGGUACGAUCCUUUCGCUGAGACAGCCUCCAAGCGCCAAAUAGCCUCUCGCCAGUCUGAUUACCAUAACCGGCGUUUCGAGCGCGUUGCGCACGAGAGCGCGGACGUUUUCAAGACGGGCGAGGACGGCCAGGAUGUGGAGGGCGGAUACAAGGAUGCGAUGAGGUUGCAGAUGCUGGAGAAGGAGGAGCAACGGGUGAAGCGCGCGAUUGAAGAAAAGGAGAAGCGGGAGCGGGAAGAGGGGAAGAUGAAGAUGGACCUGGACAAGACCCCCCCACGCGAAGAGCUGGAGGCCGUUGCGGCGGAGUUGGAGGCCGCGAAAGAACUCGCCACCGGUGGCAGGCGCAAGCGACGAUGGGACCAGGAGUCCGAUGACAAGGAGAACGAGGACGUCAAGAUGGGCGAACCGGAAUCCAAGGAGAGCACCGAUGCACCGAAAAAGCGUCGGUCUCGCUGGGAUGCCACGCCUGCAGACGCACCCGGCGAGACGCCCAAGCGCUCGCGCUGGGACCAAACACCCGCCCCAGCCCCCGAAACUCCUCUGAUUCCUAUUAUUAUGAAUGCCCCCGGUCUAUCUCAGGACGACAAGCAUAACCGAUACCUUACGGACGAGGAGCUCGAUGCUCUCCUUCCGUCCUCAGGAUAUGCGAUCGUCACACCACCUCCAGGCUAUGCCCCGUUGGUAGCUCCCAGGAAGCUGAUGGCUACUCCUGUCAACGACCUCGGCGGUUUCCAGAUCAAGGAGGGCUCCGAUGCAGCAGCAGCAGCAGCAGCAGCCGGACUUGCCCCCGAACUUCCCACGGAGAUCCCAGGCGUUGGAAACCUCGCUUUCUUCAAGGCGGAGGAUGCGCAGUACUUUGCCAAAAUUCUCAAGGAGGAGGACGAGACAGAGCUUUCCGUGGAAGAGAUGAAGGAGCGCAAGAUCAUGCGCCUGUUGUUGAAGAUAAAAAACGGGACGCCUCCUGUGCGUAAGACGGCGCUACGCCAAAUCACGGACAAGGCACGAGAAUUUGGUGCUGGUCCUCUCUUCGACAAGAUCUUGCCUCUUCUCAUGGAGCGCACGCUUGAGGACCAGGAGCGCCACUUGCUUGUUAAGGUCAUUGACCGUGUCCUAUACAAGCUAGAUGACCUGGUUCGCCCAUACGUGCACAAGAUCCUCGUCGUCAUCGAACCGUUGCUCAUUGACGAGGAUUACUACGCCCGCGUUGAAGGCCGCGAAAUCAUCUCGAACUUGUCGAAGGCUGCUGGCCUCGCUCAUAUGAUCUCCACGAUGCGACCUGAUAUUGACCAUGCCGAUGAAUACGUGCGCAACACAACCGCUCGUGCCUUCUCCGUCGUCGCCUCUGCGCUCGGUAUACCUUCCCUCCUCCCGUUCCUCAAGGCCGUUUGUCGCAGCAAGAAGUCGUGGCAGGCCCGGCACACCGGUAUCCGUAUCGUCCAGCAAAUCGCCAUCAUGAUGGGUUGCGCUAUUCUCCCUCAUCUUCGCAGUUUAGUCGACUGUAUCGGUCACGGUCUUUCCGACGAACAACAGAAGGUCCGCACCAUGACCGCACUCGGUCUCGCAGCGCUUGCCGAGGCUGCCCACCCCUAUGGUAUCGAAUCUUUCGAUACUGUGCUGAAGCCACUGUGGCUUGGUAUUCGUGUUCACCGGGGAAAGGGUCUUGCAGCGUUCCUCAAGGCCAUCGGAUUCAUCAUCCCGCUCAUGGAUCCCGAGUACGCGUCCUCGUACACCAAGGAAGUCACCGUGAUUCUCAUUCGUGAGUUCCAAACGUCGGACGAAGAAAUGAAGAAGAUCGUGUUGAAGGUCGUCAAGCAAUGUGCUGCCACGGAGGGAGUCACCCCCGGGUAUAUCAAGCAGGAUAUUCUUCCCGACUUCUUCAAGGCAUUCUGGGUGCGCAGGAUGGCGCUUGACCGGAGGAACUAUCGUCAGGUCGUCGAGACCACGGUGGAGCUUGCGCAGAAGGCGGGCGUCGCAGAGAUUGUGGGGCGGAUAGUGAACGAUCUUAAGGACGAGGCGGAGCCGUACAGGAAGAUGGUGAUGGAGACGAUCACGAAGGUGGUCGCCAGCCUUGGCGCCUCCGACAUUGAUGAGCGCCUCGAAGUCCGACUUGUCGACGGCAUUAUCUACUCCUUCCAAGAGCAAACGACAGAAGAUCAAGUCAUGUUGGAUGGUUUCGGCACUGUCGUAAACGCUCUUGGCAUCCGAGUUAAGCCCUACCUCACCCAGAUCGUAUCCACCAUCCUCUGGCGCUUGAACAACAAGAGUGCCAAGGUUCGUCAACAAGCCGCUGAUCUCACUACACGCCUCGCCGUUGUCAUCAAGCAGUGCGGUGAGGAUCAGUUGUUGAGCAAACUGGGCCUUGUCCUAUUCGAACAACUUGGUGAGGAAUACCCAGACACGCUCGGCAGUAUCAUUGCCGCCGAGGGCGCUAUCGCCAAUGUAGUGGGUAUGACGGAGAUGAAUCCACCUGUCAAGGAUCUUCUGCCUCGCAUGACGCCUAUUCUUCGGAACAGACACGAGAAAGUGCAAGAGGCAUCGAUUAACUUGAUUGGUCGCAUUGCUGAUCGUGGUGCCGAGUUCGUUCCCGCUCGUGAAUGGAUGCGGAUAUGUUUCGAAUUAUUGGAUUUGCUCAAGGCUCACAAGAAGGCUAUCCGACGUGCUGCCGUGAACUCCUUCGGCUACAUUGCUAAGAGUUUGGGCCCUCAGGACGUUUUGCAAGUCCUGCUUACGAACUUGCGCGUGCAAGAACGCCAGAGUCGCGUGUGCAGUACUGUUGCCAUCGCCAUCGUUGCUGAGACUUGCGGUCCUUUCACAUGUAUACCCGCCAUACUCAACGAAUACCGGACAGCCGAGCUUAAUGUUCGCACUGGCUGUUUGAAGGCACUCUCCUUCGUCUUCGAAUACGUCGGCCCGCAGUCGGCGUACUACGUGGAUUCCGUGGUCACCAUGCUGGAGGAUGCGCUCACGGAUCGCGACCUCGUUCACCGACAGACUGCGAGCACUAUCGUCAAACACCUUGCGCUCGGUGUGGCUGGUCUGGGAUGUGAGGACUCCAUGAUGCAUCUCAUGAACCUCGUCUGGCCCAAUUGCUUCGAGACAUCUCCGCACGUGAUCGGUGCUGUCAUGGAGGCCAUCGAAGCCAUGCGAGUUACCCUUGGGCCCGGUGUCCUGCUCAGCUACGUCCUGCAAGGCUUGUUCCAUCCUGCCCGCAAGGUCCGCGAGGUAUACUGGCGCAUAUACAACUCAUUAUACCUCGGUGCCGCAGACGCGCUGGUACCUUUCUACCCUGACCUCUCGGAGUUGAGUGACGGUCAAAAUGUUUAUGACAGGCAUCCACUUCAGGUGUUCAUCUAA